AUGCCGCCACAGGGGGUGCAACUGAGUAUUCAAGAUCAUCAUGUUGUGAUGGACAAUGGCAUACUAAGAGUCACCUUAUCAAACCCUGAGGGAAUUGUCACUGGAAUACAGUAUAAUAACAUUAACAACUUGCUUGAAGUUUUGAAUGAAGAAUCUAAUAGAGGGUAUACUUUACAAAGUCGUAUUUAUUUUUACAAACUAGGGAACUUGGUUUGGUAUUGGGACCUUGUUUGGAGCUCGCCAGCAAGUACAGGAACCACUGGUGGAUUUGAUGUGAUAAAAGGAACCACUUUCAAAGUUAUGGUUGAAACUGAGGACCAAGUUGAGUUAUCCUUCACCAGGACGUGGGACACUUCCCUUGAGGGCAAGCUGGUUCCUUUAAAUAUUGAUAAAAGGUUCAUAAUGCUUCGUGAUUCUUCCGGCUUCUACUCCUAUGCAAUUUAUGAGCACUUGGAGGAUUGGCCUGCUUUCAAUCUUGACGAAACAAGAAUCGCUUUCAAGCUUAGAAAAGAAAAGUUCCAUUAUAUGGCGAUGGCAGAUAAUAGACAAAGAAACAUGCCUCUUCCGGAUGACCGAUUACCACCAAGAGGCCAAGCCCUUGCUUACCCAGAAGCAGUUCUACUUGUCAAUCCUAUCGAACCUGAACUUAAAGGAGAGGUGGAUGACAAGUACCAAUAUUCAUGCGACAACAAAGAUAGCCAAGUUCACGGAUGGAUCUGCAUGGAUCCGGCAGUGGGAUUCUGGCUAAUUACACCUACCAAUGAGUUUCGAUCUGGUGGACCCGUCAAACAAAACUUAACUUCCCACGUGGGACCUACCACGCUUGCUGUGUUUCUCAGUGCUCAUUAUAGCGGAGAGGAUCUGGUGCCUAAGUUCAAAGCUGGAGAGGCAUGGAAGAAAGUUUUUGGUCCAGUUUUCAUCUAUUUGAAUUCUCCGUAUGAUGGAAGUGACCCUGACCCCCUUAAGCUAUGGGAAGACGCUAAACUGCAGAUGUUGGUGGAAGUUCAAAGCUGGCCUUACAGUUUUCCUGAGUCAGAGGAUUUCCCAAAGUGGGACAAACGUGGUCAUGUUAGUGGCACGCUAUUGGUUAGAGAGAGGCAUAUAAGCGGUGAUUCUAUAUCAGCGAAAGGUGCUUAUGUUGGCUUAGCUCCACCAGGAGACGUGGGAUCUUGGCAAAGAGAAUGCAAGAAUUAUCAGUUCUGGGCUAAAUCAGGCGAUGAUGGCUAUUUCUCCAUCAGCAAUAUACGUGCUGGCGACUAUAAUGUUUAUGCAUGGGUACCUGGUUUUAUUGGUGACUAUAAAUAUGAUGUAGUUUUGAGCAUAACAGAAGGUAGUGACAUUGACAUUGGUAAUCUUGUAUUUGAACCUCCAAGAGAUGGUCCAACAUUGUGGGAAAUAGGCAUCCCUGAUCGCUCAGCUGCUGAAUUCUAUGUUCCUGAUCCAAAUCCCAAAUAUAUCAACAAACUCUAUAUUAAUCAUCCUGACAAGUUUAGGCAGUAUGGGUUAUGGGAGAGAUAUGCAGAAUUAUACCCUGACAAAGACUUGAUCUACACAGUAGGUGUUAGUGACUACACCAAAGAUUGGUUCUUUGCUCAAGUUACCAGGAAGAAAGAUGAUAAUACAUAUCAAGGAACCACAUGGCAAAUCAAGUUUCAGCUUGGUAAAGUGAACAAAAGCAGUAGCUAUAAACUCCGAGUGGCUUUAGCAUCGGCAACAUUUUCUGAACUUCAGGUUCGAGUUAAUGAUCCAAAGGCGAAUCGUCCUUUAUUUUCAAGUGGGUUGAUAGGAAGGGAUAACUCAAUUGCUAGGCACGGAAUUCAUGGGCUUUAUUGGCUUUUCAAUGUGGACAUACCAGGUACUCGACUUGUUGAAGGAGAUAAUACCAUCUUUUUGACACAGGCAAGAGGUAAUGGCCCAUUUCUGGCCAUUAUGUAUGAUUAUAUUCGUUUGGAAGGUCCAGCCACCGUUUAGUUUCAAUAAGAAAAUUUGAGAAACAUUAUGUUUCGCUAAAAUAUUCAAU
Messenger RNA from Gastrolobium bilobum, 2020 nucleotides. Its product is annotated as probable rhamnogalacturonate lyase B. Gene Ontology annotation, molecular function: carbohydrate binding; catalytic activity. Gene Ontology annotation, biological process: carbohydrate metabolic process. Bases 1 to 1971 code for a protein of 656 amino acids. The record is from RefSeq and is a predicted model, not a curated record. NCBI's taxonomy places the organism in Eukaryota, Viridiplantae, Streptophyta, Magnoliopsida, Fabales, Fabaceae. The transcript is spliced from 15 exons.